Colletotrichum higginsianum IMI 349063 is the source of this 654-nucleotide messenger RNA. RefSeq lists its product as uncharacterized. The transcript has 2 exons. The coding region runs from base 1 to 654 and encodes 217 amino acids. NCBI's taxonomy places the organism in Eukaryota, Fungi, Ascomycota, Sordariomycetes, Glomerellales, Glomerellaceae. The record is from RefSeq and is a predicted model, not a curated record.
AUGAAGGCCACUUUCGUUCCCCUCGUCCUGGCGACCGUCGCCGCCGCCAACCCCAUCAAGAUCGUCGAAGAGAUCACCCAGUCCAUCGGAUGGCACAAGAAGGGCGGCGAGGACAAGGACCGCAAGGGCAGCUGGGGCGCCUCGGGCCCCUUCACCUUCACCUCGACCUACAAUGUCAUCGCCACCCCGGGCCAGGUCGUCGACAGCAACAACACCUUCACCGGCGGCCUGGAAGGCGCCAUCGGCUACUACAGAUACGGCAUUAACUCCUGGGAGAACGUCAUCUGCUACAACAUCACCCUCGUCAACUUCCAGGGCGAGUACCAGUCCCCCGCCUUGACGGCCACCCACAUCCACCAGGCACAAAAGGGCCGCGCCGGACCUCCUCGCAUUGCCCUCCCUAACCCGGACCCCGUCGAGGGCACCUCCAACAUCCGCCGCAGCAUCGGCUGCCUGUACGGCCCCUUCGUCACGGGCGUCAACACCACCGGCGUCGACAGCGGCGCGGGCUUCGUCGUCAGCCAGAUCGAGGAGAACCCCGCCGACUUCUUCACCGACGUCCACUCCAGUCUCGCCGUCCCCGGCGCCGUCCGCGGCCAGCUGAGCGACAGCGAGGACGAGGACUGCGAGGAGGAGGAGAAGAAGAAGAUCUAA